Messenger RNA from Bipolaris zeicola 26-R-13, 252 nucleotides. RefSeq lists its product as uncharacterized. Gene Ontology annotation, biological process: microtubule nucleation by interphase microtubule organizing center; mitotic spindle assembly; gamma-tubulin complex localization. Bases 1 to 252 code for a protein of 83 amino acids. Lineage: Eukaryota; Fungi; Ascomycota; Dothideomycetes; Pleosporales; Pleosporaceae. The transcript is spliced from 3 exons. Gene Ontology annotation, cellular component: interphase microtubule organizing center; centrosome; gamma-tubulin ring complex. The record is from RefSeq and is a predicted model, not a curated record.
AUGCCAGCCGCCGAACAAACCUCAGCAGACGCCCGUAGAAAGGCUGCUCGAGAAGUCAUCGAUAUUCUUCACGAAAUUGCAACAUUGCUGAACACGCAUCUCGAUCGGCAGCAACUAUCAUAUUGCGUGUCAUUGAUUGAAAAUGGCGCGAACCCAGAGGCUUUGGCGAAAGUGAUACUGCAGCUGCGCGAAGAGUAUCCUACGAGUUCGGUAGAUGGAGAUACAGAGGCGGGUGCAGCACCUGCGCGCUGA